Messenger RNA from Leptopilina heterotoma, 1068 nucleotides. RefSeq lists its product as uncharacterized. NCBI's taxonomy places the organism in Eukaryota, Metazoa, Arthropoda, Insecta, Hymenoptera, Figitidae. Gene Ontology annotation, molecular function: nucleic acid binding. The coding region runs from base 1 to 1068 and encodes 355 amino acids. The record is from RefSeq and is a predicted model, not a curated record. The transcript has a single exon.
AUGGGCAGUAGAUUGGCACAAACAAUUAUCGAGAAGCAUUCAAUAAAAAUAUCCAAAAGGACGUUUUGGACAGAUUCGCAAACUGUAUUAAAGUGGGUACAUUCCGACGCAAGGAAAUAUCAACACUUCGUUGCGCACCGCAUAGCCGAAAUCCUGGAAACAACGAGAGUGCAAGAAUGGUGCUGGACCCCGACAAGCGAUAACGUUGCCGACGACGCUACCAGAGACUCUGAUCACUUGUCUCUUUCGAACAAUUGUCGAUGGCUAACUGGUCCUGAAUUCCUGCUACUCGAGGAGCAUCUUUGGCCGAUGGAAGUGCAGAAAUAUCUGAGCGAGGAGAUAGACAAAGAAUUACGCAGAGAAUUUACCUUGGUAAUCAGUGAGGCGAGUAAAUUUCCAUUUGACUGUUCUAGAUUUUCUAAGUGGUCACGACUAAUCCGUUCAAUGGACUGGUUCCUGAGAUUUAUUAAGAAAAUACGAAAUCGAAGCAAGGACAAUCUAGAAGAGGAGUUGACAGCUCAAGAAGUUCACCAGGGAGAAAUUCAUGUCCUAAGAAUGGCGCAACUCAUGGAUUUUGAGCAGGAGCUGCGUCACCUGAAGCAAGGGAACGUCUUACCAUCAUCAUCGAGAUUAAAAGAACUUUCACCGGAACUCGUAAAAUUGUUGAUAUUGUCUUAUCAUCAACAAUCAGAGCAUCAGGGACGAGAACGAGUUGCAAACGACCUCCGAUCACGGUACUGGAUCAUCAAAAUUCGGAGUGGGGUAAGAGCCGUAUGUCACGACUGUCAAUUUUGUAAAAUAAGAAAAGCAAAGCCCAUUGUACCAAAAAUGGCUCCGCUUCCAGACCUACGAACACAAGACCUUGUAAAACCGUUUACGAAUACUGGAGUCGAUUAUUUUAAUUCAUUUUAUGUGACAAUUGGCAGACGUCGAGAGAAAAGGUAUGGAGUCCUUUUCACUUGUCUUAACAUUCGAGCAGUACACUUAGAAAUCGCCAAUUCCCUGUCAACGGACUCGAUAGUAAUGGCACUAAGACGAAUGAUGGCGAGAAGAGGAAAACCGAGAUAA